Parus major (Great Tit) is the source of this 3284-nucleotide messenger RNA. It is a transcript of the gene DMC1, whose product is annotated as DNA meiotic recombinase 1. Gene Ontology annotation, cellular component: nucleus; condensed nuclear chromosome. Gene Ontology annotation, biological process: mitotic recombination; DNA recombinase assembly; reciprocal meiotic recombination. Bases 1791 to 2657 code for a protein of 288 amino acids. The record is from RefSeq and is a predicted model, not a curated record. NCBI's taxonomy places the organism in Eukaryota, Metazoa, Chordata, Aves, Passeriformes, Paridae. The transcript has 17 exons. Gene Ontology annotation, molecular function: ATP hydrolysis activity; single-stranded DNA binding; double-stranded DNA binding.
UUUCACUCUGUUCCUAUUACUUGGAUAUUCUUUGCUUGCUUCCACAUCUGUAUUUCAUCCUUUUCCUUGUCUCUUACUUUCACAGUCAUCUGUUUCCAUGGCUCACUUAAGAUGUCCUUUCCAGGAAAUGAUGAAACUUAAGCCUGCACACUAUCAUCUCCAAGAAGCUACACCAAGGGGGACUAUUCCCAGUUGGAACCAGAAAGAUUCAAGAUGAACAAACUGCUGUCACCAAAGGGAGAGUCAUAAGAACACUGAGAUUCCUUCAAGAUGACAAGCAGUUCAGAGAAGACUGGAACUGAGAUGUGGAAAAUCUUCUAGCAAGUACCAUCCUCAUCAAACACGCAAAUCUUCGAAUUCCAAACAAGUAAAAAAUAAGCCAGUGAUUUUUCCAGUGAUCGAUACUUUAUUGAGUGCUCUUUCAUGAUGAAGGCCAUGGAGGAUCAAGUAGUCCAAGAAGAACCAGGAUACCAGGAUGAUGAGGAAUCCUUUUUUCAGGAUAUUGACCUGCUUCAGAAGCAUGGAAUUGUGGUUAUUCCCACACCUCAGAGGAAUUUUUUGUUCUCAGCUGUACCAGCUAAAAGCUUUGAGCAAGCUAUAUGAUGACCCAUAUGUGCUAAAUUCAUUUACCCAAAGAAAUAAUUUUUGUGGGUUUAGAAUUUUUUUCCAAGAAUAGAGAGAAAAACAUUUACUAGAUCUGCCAGUGUGCCUAGAAAGAGAAUCACAUUAGAACAACUGAGACUGUGGCUCGGUGAUCAAAAGUGUUUAGUAGGAUUUAAGGUGCUGUUACCCCUCAGCCUCUGCUGAGUAUCACACACAUAUCACAGGAUGAGAAAUAAGCUUCCAAAUAAACAUGACUAAUUUCUCACACAACUCCCCUCCCUUCUUAUGUUCUAUGUACCCACACACUCUAGAUAAAUAGAUUAUAUGUCCAGCUCAUAGUUUUUUUUCAAAAAAAAAUCUUGGCCAGAAAUGAUAAAUUGAAUUUAGAAAAUUGAAAUUUAGAAAAGGUAUAUUAUCCCACACCUUUCACACAGCAUGUUUUCUUGUGAGUAAUCUGUUCUUGCUUUUACAUUUCCAGUGAUGUCAGAAUCAUAAAAUGAGGUAAGGCAAAAUAUGUCAAUAGGGUGCUGUCUGAAGCUGUGCUUUUUAUGUGCAAUUUAUGAAAAGCUAGUAGCUCACUCCAGCCCAAAGUGUCAGUCAGAUAUACAGGAUUCACGUCUUUUAAACUGGACAUGCAUAAACAGCACAGCAGUUAGACUCAGCUUCCAAUGAUCCCUGUGAAUCAGCUCCCAACUAUCCACCACCAGAUUAUCUGGUCUACAGAUCAUCUGUGCUAUGGGACCAAGAACAGACUGAGUGUUAUAUAUAGGGUGUCCUAGCUCCACACUAUCUGAAAUAAUUCUGUACUGUUUCUUUACCAUCAGCUUUGAUCUAGAAAAACUGACACUGAAAGGGGAGAAGGAAAUACCCAGACACCUUUCUCUCAAAACCACCAGGAGCUGCUCUCUGCACCAUGAUCCUUCACACCAAUGUUACUCGAAGUUUUGUUUUGUUGGUGUCAAAAACUAUACAAUGAAGACUUUACUGCAAAUCUCUUACUCUCUUGGUGAAAACACACGCAUAUGAAUCUUAAAAAUGUUUUAAACUUAAAACAUUUUGCUAAGGUUUACUUCACCUUCUAGUUGCUAUUUGUCCUGAGUACUCACAGAAGGGAAAUUUCUUUGCAGAACGUAGCAGAUAUUAAAAAGCUGAAGGCAGUUGGGAUUUGCACAGUUAAAGGCAUCCAGAUGACCACAAGACGGGCACUGUGCAAUGUGAAGGGGCUCUCAGAGGCCAAAGUGGACAAGAUCAAAGAAGCUGCAAACAAGCUUGUUGAACCAGGCUUCCUCACCGCCUUUGAAUACAGUGAAAAACGGAAGAUGGUAUUUCAUAUUUCCACUGGCAGCCAGGAAUUUGAUAAACUUCUGGGUGGUGGGAUUGAAAGCAUGGCAAUCACUGAGGCCUUUGGAGAGUUCCGGACAGGCAAAACUCAGCUAUCUCACACUCUUUGUGUGACAGCACAGCUCCCAGGACCAAAUGGCUACACAGGUGGAAAGAUUAUCUUCAUUGAUACUGAAAAUACUUUCCGACCAGACCGCCUGCGUGACAUUGCUGAUCGCUUCAAUGUUGACCACGAGGCAGUACUUGACAAUGUGCUGUAUGCACGUGCCUAUACCAGUGAACAUCAGAUGGAAUUGCUUGACUAUGUAGCAGCCAAGUUCCAUGAGGAAGCUGGUAUCUUCAAGUUAUUGAUCAUUGACUCCAUAAUGGCACUUUUCCGUGUGGAUUUCAGUGGUCGCGGAGAGUUGGCCGAACGACAGCAGAAACUGGCUCAGAUGUUGUCAAGGCUCCAAAAAAUAUCAGAAGAAUAUAAUGUGGCUGUGUUUGUGACCAACCAGAUGACUGCUGACCCAGGAGCAACUAUGACCUUUCAGGCAGACCCAAAAAAGCCCAUCGGGGGCCACAUCCUUGCUCAUGCUUCAACUACCAGGAUCAGUUUGAGGAAAGGGAGAGGGGAGCUGCGCAUUGCAAAGAUCUAUGACAGCCCUGAGAUGCCUGAAAAUGAAGCCACAUUUGCAAUAACCACUGGAGGGAUUGGGGAUGCCAAAGAAUAGGUAAAAAAAUGAUGUAAAUGUACAGCUAAAACACAGCUGGGUAGUUGGGAUGAAGAUUUGUGAAAGGUCGGCAACUACCUGGCUGCAUUUGUAGCUUUUGGGAGCUCUUUAAGAUAUUUUGGGAGAACACUGGGAUGAACUUUGUACAGUUCAGUUUUUACUGAAUGAGAAUUUGGUUCAUUUAGGAUUUUUGUUUUUCAACUGACCUUUUAGCACACAAAGAUUUAAGCAAUGUGAUUGUGAAUUGUUCUUAGAAUCCUUUUCCUCUGUUUUGUGAAAAUCAAACCUGCCCUUUCACAUGGGAGUGAUUAUACUCUUUCUUUAUUUCAAAGAGAGUGUCUAAGUGGUAGAAUUUAACAGUGUGAAAUGCAACAGAACUGGAAUAAACUCAGUUAUAAAAUCGACAUAUAUAGAUGGAAAAGGCAGUGGGAGGAACAACAGCUCAAGAACUUGACAGAUUUUCAUGUACUGUAGAGGAACAAGUAGUUUUAAGAAUACGUUUUUAAACAUUUUUAUCUUGACUAGAUAAUGUUUAUGUUUUUAUUUAGCAUUUUCUACUUUUUGGACAGAAUGUUUUAAACCUGUUCUUAUUAAAGUUAAAAAUACAGACUAUGAAUUAGAACAGAA